Messenger RNA from Hirundo rustica (Barn swallow), 8554 nucleotides. It is a transcript of the gene FAM234A, whose product is annotated as family with sequence similarity 234 member A. The record is from RefSeq and is a predicted model, not a curated record. The transcript has 12 exons. The coding region runs from base 4450 to 6102 and encodes 550 amino acids. NCBI's taxonomy places the organism in Eukaryota, Metazoa, Chordata, Aves, Passeriformes, Hirundinidae. Gene Ontology annotation, molecular function: protein binding.
UGUCAGUGACGUGGGAGGUUCAAGCACCCCGCUGACAGCUACCCUUGGAGCUGGCACAAGGGAUCUGCAACAGUUGGCAAGGGGUGUGGCUCGGACGCAGUGGAGUUUGUGAGCGCAGGGAUGAGAAAUGAUUGGUGUUUCUGCAGCUCAGUUGUUAUUACUGCCCUGACCUGUAAUCGGUUCCACGCAGCUUUAAUGCUGUUCUUCGUCUUAAGACUUUUGAUCUUCCCAUUGCUCUCAUGGAAAUAGUGCUGGGUUUUGUUUUGCUCUUCCCUAAACAGUUUGAGUUUCAGUAUUUGAACUCCUGUCUGCAGUGGAAACUGCCCUGGAUAAGAGUUUUCUCCUACAAAUGACAGAUGUAUCACAUUGCAAGGUGGUCGUGCUCUGGAAGAGUUUCUAAUUCCCUUGCUGUGAGUGCUCUGUGGCACGUGCUGUGUCUGCCCUUGAGGGUUAAAUGCCAUUUCAGAAGAACCUGAGGUCAGCUCCAGCAGGAGAAUCCCAGUAUGGUUUGGUUUGGAAGGGACCUUAAGGCUCGUCUCAUUCCCCAUGGGCAGGGACAACUUCCACUAUCCCGGGUUGCUCCAAGCCCUGUCCAACCUGGCCUUGGACAUUUCCAGGGAUGAGGCAGCCACAGCUUCUCUGGGCACCCUGUGCCAGGGCCACACUAAUCUCAUUGGUGGGGUUUGGAUUACAAACUGUCCUUAGAAAGGCCUUAGGGAUGUGCCUCAGGUGCCCCAGUGCCAGACAGGGAUGGUCUCCUCGGGUCAGUGUCCCCAGCCAGCCCUUGGCUGUGACCUGAUGUCAAGAAAGGGCUGUGAGCCGCACAUGACCCAGCAAAAUGAUAAGCUUGCAUGCAGCCUGAGUGUCUUUGGGAGAGCAAAGCUGAUUUUGGGAAAUCUUACAUGUUUUUUCUUCUUGUCCUGAUGUAAGUGGGACUGCAGAAAAAGGAACAAAUGACCCGAGGGUGAAUGUCACAGCAGGUGACUACCCAGUGAAUUUGCUGCAGUGUCACACUGUGCAUGGGAUCAAAACCCAACAGUCUGCUCAUGGAAAAUGGCUGUGAUGGGAAUGUUACAUCUUAUUCAGAGCAAAACCUGGCUGUUUUCUCUUUAUUGAGUGCAGCUUGGGGCUUCAACAAUUUCUGGCUGACAGGAAGGAAACCUCUGAGGUGCUUAAAGUAACCAACCAAACAGAGCCAAAGCAGCCAAAUGCUGUGUUUGUGUUCCUAAAAUGUCCAGUCAGAACCUGAUUUCAUCAUUUUGUGGAAGAUAAAAACGUGUUAAACAUCAAAUCUAAGUUGUGGUAUAUUGCUGCUUUCUGUGAAGAGCUGGUCACUGGUGACAUUCCAGAUGCUGUGGUUUGGUGUUUUAUGAGUGGAAAAUGAGUGAAACCUUUCCAAUGCAUGAUCCUUAAAUGGUUUCUGUCACCAGUCUCCAUCCACCUGACUGUCUGUGGUUCUCUGUGCUUGUCAGGCAGUUCUGUCUGACUGUUGCUGACGGUUUGUCACUUGGGUUUAGCUGUGCGAAGCAGAUCAGAUCUGUAAAUCUGCACUGUGGCUUCAGGAAACUGGACAGUGAAGGUGAGUAAAGCUGUUUGUCCUGUCCCUCUUGUUACUGUGGUACAGGAAAGGGUGUUCCCCCUCAGCUUCGACUGGGGCUGCUCCCAGCUCAUCCCAUGGCUGGUGGAAGCAGCCUUUAAAGCUUGGGAACCCUGGAGUCUGAGAUGCAGAUCCCGGCUGUGCUGCCACACUCCCUGGCCUGUGUGGGUUCACUUUGGGUUUGUCGCAUUUGUUUUCUAAUUAUUUCUCAUUCUGUAAGGUCUUUCUCCCAUGCUUUCUCCCGUGCCCAGAUCCGCUGCCUGUAGUGUGUGUUACACUGCAGCAGUGCAGAAUCCUGCCACUGCCUGCUCCCUCGGAAGGUGUCUGGAUGCUUUUAACUUCCCAGCUGAAUUAUUUUGUGACCUCUUCCAGCAGGAGACAAGAUGUCGGCUGCUAGAGGACAGUAAAACCAUCUCAGAUGCAGGCUAUCAUUUUCUGCUUGUCUUCAAUUAAACUGAUUACCGGCCCUCUUUGUUGUUCCCAGCUCAGGCCAUUCCACAUGCUGCCAGCCGUGUACUUUGGCAGCAGCGAGCGCUGGGAUUUCCUGCAUUGUGUGAGCCUUUGCCAUUGACCUUCGUGAUCCUCGUUCUGGCACCGCCUCUGCUCUGGCAGGGGUGCAAAGGGCAUUAUUCAAACCCUGAAAGAGAAGAGAGAGAAUUGCUUUAAAGGCAUUGAGGGCUCUUUGUACUUUGUGGCUCCGUAGGGUCAUCGCUUCAGAAAAGAGGGGAAUUACUGGGGUUGUCAGGAUAAUUACUGCUUUUUUAUUGUUCUCAUCCCAGUGUAGAUGAGAGUGGUGAGAUUUAUAACGAGUCAUAAAAAUAUGCCAUCAAUGCGGUGUUAGGUGGCGUCUCUUUUGGGUGGAGAGGGGACAAACCUGGGUUUGGUUCCUUUUGGGAAGUCUCACUGGUGUUGGUGUGCCCUGGAUCUUUCCCAGCUCCGUUCUGGGAGCCUGUGGAGGCUCUGCUGGGGAGGCUGGUGGGAUUGUGCUGGAGCCCCGUUGCAGCCUUGCUGUGGGUGCUGGUUUUGAGAAGAUCCCCCUCUCCUUGCUGCUGGAGAUGGGCACUCCAGGGACACAUGAGCCCCAGCACAGGGGAGGUGACAUAACUCACUCCUGCCGCUGUCCCCAUGGCUGUGGCUGCUCCACACCAGUAGAUCACUUGCUCGGGCUGUGCCUGGGGCCUUGUACCUUGAACCUGCUCAAGGCCUGGUGCAGUAAAAGAGCAAUGCUCAGCUGGGGCAGAGGCUGAAAGCACCACUUGAUCUGUUGUUUCCCCUUCCAUCUGGAGCCUUCCUACUCAUCAGGUGCCUGCUGUUGGUGUGGGAGCAGCCGGCCUCGUGUAGGUGUCCCUGGUGUGGCUGGUGGGCUGAUGAGAAGGGCGGAUGAGAUCCUGGGAGUAAGAUCUUUGGAAUAAGACACAACUUCUGCAUUAUUGAUUUGUUUGUGUGGCAUUGUGCGGGUUGAAUUAAAUUAUCUGGAGUGAGAUCCUGUACUUGAUGUAGAACAAAUGCCAGAGUGCUCGGGUUGGAGUGAGUGCUCCUAAGUCCAGCAGGCUCUGAGGUUGAAGGGUUGACAGUGCCAGGCUGAUCUGCUGAUUCUGUGCUUCAGGUUUGCCUUGCCAGGGAUCUGUCCCCCUGUGAUUUGUACCCAGAAGAGAAGAGAUGUCUGCAGUGGGACAGGGACAGCCUGGGGGGCCACAGCUGCCUGAAGAAGCUGAGCCUCCCCAGGGCGACUCAUCUUGUGUUUCACAGAACCUGUAAAUGAGCUUGGGUAGAAACGUGAGACACAGUGAGCUCUGUUGCGGUUGGAGUUGAAAUCCCAGGCUAUCUGCUCUGUGUUGGUGCUGACUUUAAGCUUUUUUUUCUGCUGGGGAAGUAAAUGGCUGCAGUGGACAACCAAGACAUGUGACAGCUGGGGCACAGUCAUGGAAAAUUGGGUUGGUUGUCUUGGUUAUUUGCUCUGAUAUAACUUUUCAUAACACUGUCGAGCAGCUUUUUCCAAGCCUACUGGAAUUUGUUAUUCUUUAUUUCUUCCCUUGAGGUAUUUUUUUUAAGAAGCACUAUCAGAGAAUCUGUAUAAAACAUGGAUUUUUAUUGUUGUUGUGGGUAAUGACUUACAGGCUCCUCUAACUGACUAGGGCUCUUUUCCCACCCUCUUUUUAUAGCAAAUUAGUACAGAACCCCUCUGUUUAUUGUAGCUGUAGCCCAAGGUUAUGAUUUGUAGCAGGAGAAGCUGAAAUAGCAGUUGUUAGCUCUUCCAGUCUGAUGAAAUCAAUUUUGUCUGAUUUUAGUCUCAACUCCUGCCUUGUUUUUCCUCCAGGGAGGGAAGUCAGCACUCCUUUGCCUUCUGCAGGGCUGGGUUGCUGAACUUACCCCGUGGUUUCUCAUGUAAGAAGGUGCUGAAUCGCUUUGCUUUGCUGCUAUACAGAAUAUGCUGGUGUUUGUUUCUCUCUCCUGGGGAAGCUCAAGUGCACAUUACAGCCGAGGACAGCCUUAUGUUGGGAUAUAAAGGUCACAAGUGUUUCCUUUCACUUCUCCAGCUGCGAGUCAGGCUGACAUACACGGGAGGUGACAAUAAGCCUUUGCAACAAAAGGAGCUUUGGGGGUGUUUUUCUCGGGGGAGACCUGCACACCAGUCAGUCCUUUCUGCAUGGGGUCUGUAGCCUUCUUUGUCCAGCUCUAGUAGAGUCGAUUUCCUCCUCUGGAGAAGAAUUGCUGCUGUUCUGCAUUCCACGGGCUCUCUCCAUUGCUCUGUGUGGGAGACCUCUGGCACCAGCAGGGUGUUGUAUCCAGCUCUGUGAGAAGACACAGGUGACAGGGGAGAAGGGUGUCUGAAUACUGAUGAAUGAGCUGUGAUGGAUAACAAGGACUCAGAAGCUGAGAUCCACCCUCUGAAGACGGAGGAUGUAAAAGCUCAGGAGAACCAUGAAAACUUUGUGGAGAGGAGGAUUAUCAAGUCCUCAGGGCUGUCCCGGCUGUCCCGGUGGCGCACUGCUGCCUUCUUCAUCUCCCUCUUCCUCUGCCUGAUCAUUGUGUUUGCUUUCUCCUUUAUCAUUCCCUGUCCAGAGAGGCCAGUUUCGGAAAGAACGUGGUUCCAGUACUACAACAAUGCAGUGCCCUACCCGUUCCUUGCUAUGGAAGAUGUGAAUGAAGACAAAGUGCAAGAUGUGCUGUUCGCUUUCAAAUCCAGCAACGGCAGCGGCCGCUUCAACACGUCCUGUCUGGAUAAAGGGCUGCCGUCUCCCUGUGCCUUCAUUGCUGCCGUGUCUGGCACGAACGGCAGCGUGCUCUGGGAGGGCCCUGCUGCAGAGGACGUGCAGUGGCUGCAGUGUGGCAUCCAGCAGCUGGGCACGGCGAAGGCCCCGGGCUGCCUCGUGGUGGAGAAGCCGCUGUCCCUUACAGCAGUCGACCUGCGGACAGGGGAAGUUCUGUGGAGACAAUCCAGGGACUUUGGAGCUAAUUAUACUGUGCUGACUCCUUUGUCAGUGAUUCCAGAUGUGGACAAUGAUGGAGUUCAGGACCUGAUAAUCUUUAUUACUAAAGAAGGCCAGGUUAAGACUUUCAUCUGUUCAGGAAAAACUGGCCAGCAGAUUGGCUCCACUGACAGCCUGAGCGUGGAUGGCAACGCUCGCUACGUCAGGCUGAACCGGCGCUCCUCCUCCUACUUCCUUUUCUACACAGAGAACUCUCUCUAUGCGUAUUCCCUGGAAGAUCUGUGCAGUGCAGUGGUUGGGACAGAAGUUAAAUUUCCCAACUUCCAGCCGGAUUCUCACUGGGAGAAGCACAUUGACCCUGCCACGCACCGCUUAUCCCUUCUCAGUUUUGGAGACAUUCGCUACCUGACAAAAGUUCUUGUGCAGUCACACGACGACAUCUUGGUUUUGAGCUCGGAGAUGGCCACGCUGAUCAACACAAAAGAUCUCCACACUGUGUGGACCCUCAACGUGUCCCGUGCUUUGAGUGAGCCGCUGCUCGGUUACUACAAACCUGAUGUCCAUGGUAUUGUCCUGGAGAGUGAAAUUGGACCCAACAGGAAGAAGGUUAUGAUUGUUGAGAGCGGAUCUGGAGCAGUCCAGUGGGAGCUGAAGCUGAACUCGGCAGCGGGGAGCCCAGGCCCAGCCAUGCUUCCCACUGCGGAUCACCGCUCUGCCUUCCUCAUGUGGGGAGACUACCAGGAGCCAGGCAACGAGACAAUACACAGAGCUCCUCUCCAGAAGCUUUACCUUUUCCAUCCUUCCUACGCCAAUGUCCUGUUGGAGCUCCGCAACAGCACAGACCAAAUAAUUGCGUUCACUGCGGCGCUGUUCGAGCGGAGCCGUCACGCCUGCUACGUGCUGCUGCGGGGCCCGCAGCCCGGCGAGGGGCCAGGCCCCGUGUCCCUGAUGAAGAGGAAGCUGAAGGAGGAUGUCUCGGUGAGCAGGGUGAUCUGGCUGCGCCGCACGGAUGGUGACAACGAGCAGCACGUCCGGGACCGCCUCUACAGGAUGCGAUUCCAGAGCCGAGAUUGAGCUUGCUAAGGAAUGGGGAGAGGCUGCCUCUGCUCUGCAGCCCUGCUCCCAAUGAGCCCAGAGCCUGGAUUCCUUUCUUGAUCCACAAACCAAAGCGUGGCUGGCAGGGAAGCACCCCCCAGUGUCUAGGGCCACCCAGGCUGUGGGGUCAGCUGCCAGUGUCCAUCCUCAGAGCUGAUGGGACUUCAGUGCUUGGCCACCACUGAAGAGUCACCAGCUCGGGAAGGAGGGCUUUCCCCUCCAUCCCUGUGUGCCCGCGGAACUGUGCUGACUCAGGAGUGUGUCUGGAGGAAAACAUCUGCUUGCUGGGAUGCCAGAGUUGAUGAUUCCUGGGAUGUCUGAGAAGUGGAGUUCGCUGUGUGGUGUUAGAUUUCCUUUCUGAGUCAGCUCUCCUGGCUGGGGAGAGGUGAUUGGCUGCAGGUUGAUUUGCAAUUACCCUCUCCUGGAUUUGGGCCCCGCUUCAGUAGCGGUGGGGGGUGUGUGGUGACCCCAGCCGUGGCUGUGGCAUGUCUGGUGUCACUUGGGCCAGCAAAGCACAGGUUAAAGCGUCGUUCUACUUAGCAGAUGGCCUUUUCUCCCAAGAGCAGCCCCACGUGUCCUACUCUGCAGCCACCAGCCUACCUGUGUCUGUGUCCUCUGCUGCUUCCUUCCCAGCCAGGCUGUGCAGUGUUGGUGACUCCCAGGGGGAGCUGGUCUCCCACCUGAUGGAUGCAUCAAUGUUCCUCCCUUCCCUCAGUCUGCUUAUAGGUGGUGAGAGAUCCACCCUGAGCCCAGGCCGGCUGGUCUCUGGAGGUACCACCACCACCUCUUCCAGGUUUAAGAAACCAGAGGGGAUCUGGCUUGGGUAGAAUUGCACUUUAACCUUCUCUGGGAGCUGGGCUUGCUGCUCUGGGAAGCCCUGUACCCAAGUGGCAGUGCCAGCACCCUGCUCAUUCAGCCUUGCAGCUGCUGAGGAGCAUUCUCCCAGCGCUGUCCCUGCUGCCAGGAGCUGGGCAGGAGCUCCAUGCUGCCUCCCUGCCCUUGGAGUUGAAGUGAUGCUGGGUGAGGAUCCUCGAGCACUCUUCUCUCUGCCCAGGCUGGUGUCCCGAGGGGAUGGGCAGGUUGCUGUGUGGAGGUGACGUUUCUCCUGGAGACUCGUGUAGCGCCGUGAGGUGUUUGCUCUGCUCUGUCCCGAUGGGUGCCAGUGCAGGCUGUAGAAACAAGGUGCACAGCCUUGAAAACAAUUUGAACCAGCUGCUCAGUCCUGAAAAUAAAAAUAGGCCUAAAAAUAACCUCUCUCAAGCUCUGCAGUGCUGGAGGGGGUUUGGCCAGUGCCUCCCUCCCUUGCUGAGUCUGACACUGGGGGUUGUGUAGAAACACUGUAGGGUCUGAAUGUGCAGCAUCAGGCAUCAGCUCUUCCCUUCAGCCCCUGCUGAGCCCCAAAGUGCCACUGGGCAGCUGCUGUCACCAGCUCACACCACAGCCCCAGCUCUCCCAGGCUGGCGGCACAGGGAGCUGGGCUGCCUGGACUCCUCCUGCUUCCAGCUGGCCAGUGGCUACCUAAAGGGUGCCCUAUUUCCCUCUGCCCCAUGACCCACAUCCAGGGCAGUCAAGGGAGGCAGUCCUGGGGUGUCCCAGCUGUGCAGGAAGCCAGGGAAACCUCUGCACAACCUUCAAAGCACCCUGGGCUCAAAAUGGUGGGGUUGCCCCUCUGCUUCUCUUCCCAGCUGUUUUCUGAGGGAGUCCAGGAGUGCAAGGAGGCUCCCCUGCUGUGUCCCCCAGCUUGGGUUUCCUCUUUGCUCAGGACUGUAGGCCUGACAGUGUUCCAGGUCCCUGUGCCAAUGUUGCAGCCGUAAGAGGGCUGGAUUGAGGCUGCCCUUCAGCCAGUGGGGCAGGGCACAGGGCAGGGGACCCCCAGGCUUGCACUCUAGUCCAGCCUGAGUGUUGGGUGUGGAUUGUUUCCUGCUGAGGUUCCCCUGGCUGGGAGCAAGGUGCCUGGGCUAUAUUCUCACUACACUCUCCCUCCUCAGAUCCCUACCCAGACCUGACCUUCCCACAGGCACACUGAAUGUACCUUUAGGAGAGCUGGAUUUUCAGCUUUGGGGAGCUUUUCUGGCUUUAAGUUCUCCAGUAAUGAUUCUGGACAGUUGGGAAACGCAGAUUUCGCCAUGGCAGCUCAAUUAAAUGCAUCCGUGCCAAACCAGCACCUUCUUAACAAAACCAGUCUGUUUUCCAGCUUGUUUCCUGUGUAAUUUUUUUUUUUUUUUUUUCUUCAGUAUUUAAUGAAUGACUUUGUGCCUUGAUUCAAUAACUCAGCUGGGUGGCAAUGGCUAUAUCACUGUGUUAUGUGUUAGUGUGGUUUUUAACACUGAGACUGUUUGGUUUGGUGGUUUAACUUAUUGCAAAUUGUGCCGCACAGGACUUGCUCUAACCGGGAUGGUUUCAAUAAAUCCUCUUUUGCAUUGUUUGUAAA